Nematolebias whitei (Rio pearlfish) is the source of this 2746-nucleotide messenger RNA. RefSeq names its product myocardin. Gene Ontology annotation, biological process: smooth muscle cell differentiation. NCBI's taxonomy places the organism in Eukaryota, Metazoa, Chordata, Actinopteri, Cyprinodontiformes, Rivulidae. Bases 1 to 2433 code for a protein of 810 amino acids. The record is from RefSeq and is a predicted model, not a curated record. The transcript has 15 exons.
AUGACGCUGCUGGCUUCCGAGAGGUCGCUCCUCAUCCGGAACAAAUUCCGCACAGUCCUUCAGCUGAGGAUCCAAAACCGAAGGCUGAGUGAAAUCAAUGCCGACUCAGGGUUGAAAUCUGCAUCACCUUCUCAUAAAACAGAGAAAAAACAGAAAGAAGCUCAACGUCAAACCGAGGAAGGUGCCUCUCAGAAGUUGCCCCCUGGUGGUCUGAACCCUGAGACUGCACAAGAGAGGACGGUAUGUGGGGUCCAGAGGCAGAGGAAGGCUCGCCUGACUCAAGACCUCACUGAGAAGAUCCGAGGACCUCCAUCAGCCGCAGAGCAACAGCUGGAGCGCACGGUGCCCCCGGAGAACUGUCCGCUCACUUUCUCUGCAGAUGUUUUCGAAGAUGACAUCUCCUCCUCCUUGAUCUCCGAGCAUCACCAGUCGGCGCCGGUUUCCUUGUUGCCCGUGCUCCCAGUUGACCAAUCAUUAAGUGACUGCUCAGCUGUGGGCCUGACCCUCAAUCAGAGUCCCAGUCAUGCACAGUCUAGUUUGGCGUUGCUCCCGGCAACCGUGGGCAUCAGACAACCUCUGAGUGUAGCACUGGGCGAACCAAACUCCAUGGCAACAACUGGAAGACAAAAUGGGAUGUAUCCUACCUCUCAGACGACACCCUUACUGCCAAAGACAGCUCGGCCCCCCAGCCCCACCUGCUCCUCGUCUCUGGCCCCUCCCUUAAACUUUAACCAUCUCCCUCGCCCGCGGAAACCACGGGACAUCAAACCCAAAAUGAGAAAACUCAAGUAUCACCAGUACAUUCCUCCAGACCAGAGGGGAGCGUCUGGGACUGGAGUGGGAGGAGCCAAACAGCAGAGCCCGACCACCCCUACCCAGUCUUUAGACCCGGCCUAUUCCCAUCUCCUAACACAGCAGCAGGUCUUCCUUCAGCUCCAGAUCCUGCAGAGCCAACAGCAGCAGCAGCUCCAGCCUCCACAGCAGCUCACAGUAGUACCCAGUGGAGAUCAUAAUGAUCUUGUAAAGACUUCUGGUGCCACGUCUCUGAGUCGCCAACCUGCUCCUGCCCCAUCAAACCCACCCUCCAUGGACACAAACCAUGGAUCCAAACCUGAGCCGCUUCCUGCAAACCUUGUGGAUUUAACAGUGUCGGAGUUGCGGCAACAGCUACGUAAGCGUGGCCUCCCCGUCUCGGGCACCAAGCCUGCCUUGUUGCAACGACUUCGUCCCUUUCAGCUUCUGCCAGCGGGCCCCAACCCUGCUCCCCUAUGCAAACUGGGCACCAGCCCGGAGCCCCUCACUCCUUCCCCGUCGCUACCACCCAGUCACAGCCCUGGCUCAGGCCUCAGCUCUGGACUGGACUCGCCCAGCAGCAGCCCGAACCAACAGCUGUACAUCCAAGAUGGAGGAGCUCCUAAUGGGAUUCUCUGUGACGUUUCGAGCAGAGAUCCAACUGGAACUCUGAGCGCCGUCCCAAACGGAUACGCAAACGCAGCGUCAGUCAGUUUGGCGGGUGAACAGUGCCGCCUCACCAGCGCCGUCUUCUUGGCUCCUGCCAGCACCGCCUCAGGACUUCCGAGUCCCAGUUUACCCGUGUCGUCCUCCUCACCCCUGCAGUGUGGGACUCCCUGGAAAAGUGAAAGCGAGCAGCUGCAGCAGCAGCUGAGUGUGGAGCUGCAGAUGAGGGGGAGGAAGAGGAGCAGGCUCAGUCACUCCUCCAUGCACGUUGGCAAUGAGUCCAGUGAGGGAUCCCUUCAUCCGUUCCUGCAACAGGAUCCAGGGUGCUUUAGAGGGAAGCCAGAAAUAAAUGCGCAAACAGAAGUGUUGUUGACUCAGCCGUGUGAUGUGAUCGGCCAUGACUUUGAGCUGCCACUGCAGAUUACGGCAAGUCCCGUUCAGGCCUCACCUGGCAUUCGAAGCUUGGAGGAAGAACUGCAGGAGGCUAUCCAGAAGGCACAGAUGGACCCUCGACAGUCCAUAGACGACAUUCUUAAUGAGCCCAUUACUUGUGACGGCUCUUAUAAUGUCUCUGAUCAUAAAUCCCCCGCCCACUCAGUCCUGGACCCUUCUUCUUCUUCUUCUCAAACCGAGCAGUUCCAGUCCUUUCAGCAACAAGAUGACAACUUCCUUCCCUCGCCACUUUGCUCUUCUCUUCUCCUGGAGCUUCCACCAUCUCCUGCUGUAAUAAACCCAAGUCAGGUUGUACCUGCUCCUCCUCCUCCGCCAAUCUGCAUCUCCCCUCCUCCCGCCACAAGAAAGUCACGGAAACGACGAUCCGCUACGUUGUUUGACGCCGCCGACUGGCUUGAGACCCUAACGUCUGGCCUUUACCCUCUUACCCCACCGAAAGCUCCCUUUAUUGAGUCCGACUUCAGUCUGGAUUCCGAUCUGAAUGUGAACCGAGUACUGGAUCUACUGGUAGAGCAGUGGUAAAGACUUGGAAGAAGUGCACCGCAUUUAUGUUUGGAUAACCAUUUUAUAUGUACAGCAGCUGAGCGUGGUUUUUCCAAUAGUCCUGGAUGUAGUGAAGUGUUUACAUUCUCUUAGGGAACAGUUUCUAACGUCCAUGAGGCUGUCAGAGUCACCGGCUCCACGCAAUGUCGAGAACUGGUUUCAUUACAGCCAUCCUCAGUUUUGGUGGGGAAAUGAGAACAAAAAUACACAAACACACACACACACACAUAUGUCCGUGCACCCUAAGAGCACACAGACACUGCAAAGCACCGUUUUAAAGCACGUUGGCUCA